AUGUACCACCAGCAGAGCCAAGUGCAUCAGGCAGAGGACCUUUCUGCGACCACCCCCGUCAUGCUCCCAUUCGACAUGGCGUUCAACAACGACGGCUAUGACCCGCAACAGCAAGACGGCUACUCCCACGCGUUCGUGACCAGCGCACGCAGGUGCACCAGCCCCGCCCCACAGCUUGCGGACGCCGGCAUCACCGUGGUGCACACACAACAGCAACAGCAACAGCAACCACAGCCGUGCGGCCAGCAAGUGACGGACCCACGCGACCGCAGGAGCAGUGCCACGACAGACAACUCCCUCACGUCUGCUUCGUCCUUCACGGCCUCCAACUCUGCCAGCGACGUCGCUCCAACGUCUCCACCGGCCGCCAUUCACACGGCAUUCGCCAGCCACCUCGGGCAGGGGACCGUCCAAGACAUGGGUAUCCCCGCUGCAUUCGACGCUGUGCAUGGAUCAAGCACAAGAGGAGCAACCCUGGCCGAGGACGUGCACACGCACUCAAACACAGCCAUGUUCAGCCAGCCACCGCCACAGCCACAAGGCGCACCGGCCUCCUCGUCCUUCUCUUCCCUGCCGCAACUUGAGCCUUUCCCAGACAUGGCCCAAGGCAGCGACAGCGGCCACGACAGCAGCACCAGCAACCUCUACGGCAGCUACAACAACGACAACAACAACAACAGCAACAGCAGCAGCAGCAGCAGCAGCAGCGCCAACGGUUUGGGUGCUUACCACGGUCUGCCCGAUGCAAACAUGAUUGCAGGCUCGUUGGCUGCGCUGGAGGAAAACAUGCACCACUUCCAGGGCCCAGCACUCACGCCGUUGCUGGCUUCCAACUUGGACCUGUUCAACUUUGACGGCUCGGAUACGCUGGCCCACACCAACACCAGCACCACCAACACCAACACCAGCGCUGGCACAAGUCUCUCGAUGAUGGAGGUGUCCACGUGGGCGGCCAACAUGCAGCUUGUGCCCGAGGACAGGGCAGCGGACAUCAUGCAUGCCCACGCCGUGGGCGAAGCUUCUGCUUCCUCUGGCCGCUCCUCUGUUUGCUCCAGUGAUGCGGCCUCGGCGGUGUCCGACAAGAACUGGGUCGGUCGUCGCACCACGAAGCGCGGCGGCACACGCAAGUCUGCGCCCAAGCGCAAGCGCAAGCGCAACCGCAAGCGCAUUGCCGAGCUGCCUCCCACUCAGCAGGAACACCAGCGUUACGUUUCACGCAUGGCCGCUCGCCGCCGCCGCCAGAAGCAGGUGGAGGAACUCAAGUACUACACCAAGCGCUCCGAGGAGCUGCUUGCAGACCAGCACAAGCUGCAGGAGCGGCUGGUCAACGUCCGUCGCCAGCGUGACCUCGAGGCCAUGCGCCUCCUCGAGCUGGUCGUGGCGGGCCAGUUCUACAUUCCCGGCCUGUCUCUGUGA
Molecule: messenger RNA, 1416 nt
Organism: Salpingoeca rosetta
Lineage: Eukaryota; Choanoflagellata; Craspedida; Salpingoecidae
Exons: 2
Coding region: 1-1416 (471 amino acids)
Source: RefSeq, a predicted model, not a curated record